CUCCUAUCGUGUUUUUUUUCAGGCUUUACUUUCAGUCAGAUCAGAAAGUGAUGGUCUACUUUUGCAUACAUUCAGAUUCAGGCGUGUCCCGCCUUGGAAUGGAGACAACUAUUUUUUUUCCCUAUAAUCAACGGAGAAAGAGAGGGUGAAACCGUAAAGUAAGCAGCUGGUGGAGAUUCAAUACUCUUGGCAUCCUACUGAAUACUGCCAGUAUUUGCUUAUCACGUUCAUUCACACGGCGCGGACUCUGAGCCUUUGUCUUGUUUGGCCAAUGUCAUUAUACUGGAGGCUUUAGCGUCGUCUGUCAUGUACAGGUUGAAAUGUGUGCGCCUUGAAAACCAUGACACCACGGACAGGCCACCAGCACGAACUCUGAGGCUUUGUUUUGUUUUGCCCAAUAUCAUUAUACUGGACGCUUUAGCGUUGUUUGUCAUGUACAAGUUGAAAUGUGUGCUCCUUGAAAACCGUGACAUCACCGGCUGGCCACCAGCGCGGGAUCUGAAGCCGGGUAUUGAAGAGCAGGAACUGCAGCAGCUUGUUUCGCCCCUGAAUGGAUGCAAACUGCAGGAGCUCUGUACGGAUGAUGCCACGGGACUCCUAGCUGUUCCCAUCUGCAACCUCCUGUCUUCCUCCCUCACCGUCCUGGGCUUUUCUGUGAACCAAGAGAUGGAGUGCUUUACUAAGGAGCAAGAGGAUGCCCUUCAUCUGCUCGUCUCCCUCCAGAAACUGAUGUUUUACAACUUGAGCAAGCUUCAGAGCCUCCCUGCAGGGCUGCAAAAGCUCACCAACCUCAAGGAAUUAUCGGUCUACUCAUGCCCGGUUAUCCGGUCGCUACCAGAGGAUGGCCUCCCCAAAUCACUUCAAAAAUUAAUUGUCUGGAAUUGUGGCAGCGCGGAGCUAAAACAGCAGUGCAAAGGGUUAGUGGGAACCAUCCCAAAAAUCAUCCUGCAACUGGAAGACUUAUAAAAGGUCUUUGCCUUCGAGUUCCCGUGUACAUUGUUCUUCUUUCUUGCGGUUGGUGUACAUUCUUCUAGCUGUACAAUUGUCACAUAGAUGAAGGUCUUGUGGCCAGCUUCUUGUACAUAAAUCUGGU
Messenger RNA from Triticum urartu, 1093 nucleotides. The record is from RefSeq and is a predicted model, not a curated record. NCBI's taxonomy places the organism in Eukaryota, Viridiplantae, Streptophyta, Magnoliopsida, Poales, Poaceae.